AUGAUCAAGGACCGUAGCAUCGAUGCGCUGGUCAACGAAUGCUUGAUCGGCCCCGUGCUGUCCAUGGGCGCUACGUUUAUCGCAUAUGCGUGCGCACUACUAGCCUACCUCUACCUCAUCUUCACGUCGCCGGCAUACAACGCUGACGGCGGGUACACGCCAGUCGUGGUUGCUUUUGCGUUUGUGAUUGGGCUGCAAAUCUGCAAAAUCUUCACGACGCCGUUGAGCAGUGGCAUCGACACGGUCUUCGUGGCCAUGGCAUGGGACCCGGAGGUCCUUAUGCGCGAGCAUCCCGAUCUCUACCACAGCAUGGUGGCUGUGUACCCACAGGUCCAGCAGGCCAUCCACGCCUAG
Molecule: messenger RNA, 354 nt
Organism: Exserohilum turcica Et28A
Lineage: Eukaryota; Fungi; Ascomycota; Dothideomycetes; Pleosporales; Pleosporaceae
Exons: 2
Coding region: 1-354 (117 amino acids)
Biological process (GO): transmembrane transport
Molecular function (GO): transmembrane transporter activity
Source: RefSeq, a predicted model, not a curated record